Messenger RNA from Hibiscus syriacus, 1923 nucleotides. RefSeq lists its product as uncharacterized. NCBI's taxonomy places the organism in Eukaryota, Viridiplantae, Streptophyta, Magnoliopsida, Malvales, Malvaceae. The transcript has 2 exons. The coding region runs from base 1 to 1923 and encodes 640 amino acids. The record is from RefSeq and is a predicted model, not a curated record.
AUGGUCAAAAUAGGCUGGUUGACCUUUAAUGCUAACAAAAUUAAGCAUGCUUACCCCUACCACCGUUGCGAGGAUCAUGUCAUUCAAAACUGUGAUGAGUUCAAGGCCUUGGUUCAAAGGCUGAUGGAUAGUAAAGAUAUGGAAUUUUACCAUGAAGCUACGAAAGAGAAAGAGAUUGAGAUUUGCGCUUCCGAAGGCACAUCCAAGGGAGUUUACAAUACUAACUGCCCUUUAGUCAUCACACCGAAAGCUCGGACUAUGGAAAGGUUAAUCCCUAAAGUAGUGAUCAUGCCUCAGUCGUCCUUUCCUUAUAAGGACAACAAGCAGGUCCCUUGGAGGUAUGGAUGCCAAUUAAAGAUUGUUGAGAGUUCAGAGGCUACUAAGGAAGAGGUGGAAGAGGUAGGACAUUUCACCAGAAGUGGGAGAUGUUAUUCUCCCAACCAGACCAGUGAACCCGAGAAAAGGAUGGUCGUUGAUAAAGAAAAAAGGGUUGAGAUAUUAUUGAAAAAUUAUGAGCCGGCAAUUAAUGAGCCUGUAACCGAGAAUGAGGCUGUAGAGUUUUUAAAAUUCUUGAAACAUAGCAAAUACAACAUUGUUGAACAAUUACACAAAUUGCCAGCUCGUAUCCCAAUCCUAGCUUUACUAUUAAGCUCUGAGGCACAUCAAAACGCCUUGUUGAAAAUCUUGAAUCAGACUUUCGUACCGAAAGAUGUACCAGUGGAAAAAAUAGACCGACUGGUUGCAAAUAUUCAGGCGGAUAACUUCAUCUCUUUCUAUGAUGAAGAGAUCCCGUCCGGAAUGAUGGGCAAUCCCAAAGCCCUGCACAUUACCAUCCAAUGCAAGGGACAUGUGUUAUCGCGAGUACUAAUUGACAACAGCUCUGCCCUGAAUGUGAUGCCAUUAGUAACCUUGAAGAAACUACCGGUCGAUAGUACACACAUGAGAAAUUGCCAAAGCAUCGUUCGAGCUUUCGACGGAACAAAGAAGGAGGUGCUGGGGAAGAUUGAUAUUCCUUUAACCAUAGGCCCAUCAACAUACGAGGUUGAAUUCCAUGUAAUGGAUAUAAUGCCCUCCUAUAACUGCUUAUUAGGAAGGCCUUGGAUCCACCAGGCAGGAGUCGUGCCAUCUACUCUGCAUCAGAAACUCAAAUUUAUAAUUGAGGGGAGAUUGGUAUGCCUUAAUGCCGAGGAAGAUAUCAUUGCUUACAUAUCUACUACAACUCCAUAUGUCGAAGUAGAUGAAGAUGCAGUCGAGUGCUCUUUCAGAGCCCUGGAAUUUAUUAAUGCCACCUUUGUUGCCGAAAGAAAGAAAAUUCCAAAGCCUAGGCUAUCAAACUGUACCAAAAUGGGACUGAAAAUGACCCUGGGAAGAGGAGCCAAGGUUAGAAGAGGGCUAGGGAGUCGUUUACAGGGGAAUCGUAGUCUAAUUUUUUCCAGUUUUAAGCGAGAUCGUUUUGGUCUGGGAUAUCGCCCGACCUUAAAGGAAAAAUCGAAAAAUGUUCAAAAGAGCCAGGAAAAGAGAAGAGCCAAAUUAGUCGGGGAGGAUAUUAAGUGGGAGCCCAUGAUUUUCCCAUCGCUGCGUGACACCUUCAUAUCUGAGGGCCACAUGUUUCAGGGGGGCCAAUCAUCUAAAGAGCUUGUUAUUGAAAAUGCCCUGAGGGAUUUGGGUAUAAAUGUGAUAUCGGAGGAAGGAAUCGAAGACGGAAUGGCUAUGGGCAUCUACCCUACGCCAUCAGGCUUUGAGGACGAUAGGGUUUUGAUAUUAAAGUUGGUCGGUGGGCUUUGCGUGGCGGUUUUUUGCUUGGAAUGGCUCGUGUUGGGACUUGGUUUUGUGUUGAGGUACUAUGCUUUCGUUGAAGGUCAUCAAGGGGUCGUUAAUGGCGGACAAUCGUCGUUUCAGGGGAACAGGAAAGUUCAAGUUUAA